Formica exsecta is the source of this 1889-nucleotide messenger RNA. RefSeq names its product hsp90 co-chaperone Cdc37-like. The record is from RefSeq and is a predicted model, not a curated record. NCBI's taxonomy places the organism in Eukaryota, Metazoa, Arthropoda, Insecta, Hymenoptera, Formicidae. Gene Ontology annotation, molecular function: protein kinase binding; protein-folding chaperone binding; heat shock protein binding. Gene Ontology annotation, cellular component: cytoplasm. The transcript is spliced from 5 exons. The coding region runs from base 237 to 1337 and encodes 366 amino acids. Gene Ontology annotation, biological process: protein folding; protein stabilization.
CGACAAUUAUAAUGGGUCCAAAGUUCAGGAUGGCGGAGUCGUCGUGCAACUGACAAUCAAAGUUUGGCAAGUGCGAUCCAAGGAUUGGCGCUCUCACGAAAGCGAAAAAAAUAGUAAUUUGAGGUUUUCGUGCGCGAUAUUCGCGGUAAGAAAAAAAAAAAAAAGAAAAAUUCGUGCAACUGAAGGAAUACGAAGAGCAACUCUACGAACGACGACUGGUAUAUCCAGGCGCUACGAUGGUGGAUUACAGCAAAUGGAAGAACAUCGAAAUUUCAGAUGACGAAGAUGAUACACAUCCAAACAUCGACACCCCAUCCUUAUUCAGAUGGCGUCAUCAGGCACGGGUUGAGAGAAUGGAAGAACGUAAGAAAGAACAGGAGGAACAUAUGAGAAAAAAAGCAGAAACGUUACAGAAAUUAAAGGAUACAAAAGAAAAGUUAGCUAAAUUAGAAAGCAAACAGAAAGAUUCAGCUGAUUUAACUACGUUGAAAAAGGUUCUCCAAGAUCUUGAAGAAGAAGAGAAAAAAAUUAAAGAGAAGGAAGAGGAAAUGAAAAAGAAAGAGAGAUUGACACCUUGGAAUGUAGAUACCAUUGGCCAAGAUGGUUUUACAAAAACUGUGAUAAAUACAAAACCUCCUAGGAAGGAUGAUGAUGCUUUAUCUGAUGAAGAAAAGGAGAAACGAAUGAAGCAAUUUGUUAAAGAAAACGAGAAAAAGUUGAAAGAAUUUGGCAUGCUAAGGAAAUACGAUGACAGUAAGAAAUUCUUGCAAGACUAUCCACAUUUAGUUUGCGAGAAUACAGCAAAUUAUUUAGUCAUCUGGUGCAUUAAUUUAGAAAUGGAAGAAAAACACGAUUUGAUGGAGCAUGUUGCUCAUCAAUGUAUAUGUAUGCAAUACAUAUUGGAGCUAUCUAAGCAAUUGGAUGUUGACCCGCGCGCAUGUGUCGGAUCCUUUUUCAGUCGUAUUCAAAUUGCUGAAGUAGAAUACAAAAAUUCCUUUGACGAUGAAUUGAGAGCAUUUAAGGAUAGAAUACGCAAGAGAGCAGCAGAAAAAGUGGCUGAUGCGAUUAGAGAGGCCGAGGAGGAUGAGAGGAAGGCUCGUUUGGGUCCUGGGGGACUUGAUCCAGUCGAAGUAUUCGAAACUCUUCCAGAGUCUUUACAAAAAUGCUUUGAAGCGCAAGAUAUCCCUUUGUUGCAACAAACGAUAGCCGCGAUGUCGGAGGAAGAGGCAACAUAUCACAUGAAGCGUUGCGUUGAUAGCGGUCUAUGGGUUCCCGAUGCAAAAGCCAAGGAAAAGGAGGAACAAAACGCUGCGAAAGAAACGCCAGAUCCGGAAUAACGGCAUUUCAAUUGAUCGCGUCUAUGUACCAUUAUCGAUACUCAGUGAAAAUCAGUAUCUCAGUUAUACAGGAGUAUUCUUUACGCAUAAUAUGAAACACAGGUACAUUAAUAAUAAAGUUGUCGUCUUUGCGAAUUUUGACAAUGUGAUUAUUAUCUCCAUAAAACUUCUUUCAUAACUGCAAUAACAUAUCGUUUCACGUUGAUAUGCUAUUAAACUGAAUUAAUUUAUAAGACUGAGUUAUCGUUUCAUAAAUAGAAAACUUGGCAUAUGAAAUAUGUAAGAAUUAUUAAUUAGGACAAAUACUAGUGUUGAAGUGCUGUAUACUUUUCUUCUUUGCGUAUGGUUUGUUAGUAUAAAAAUUGCUUUCCUUAUAUAUAUACAUAUAUAUAUACAUUGUUAAUCGUACUAAUCGAUGAUUAUUUCAAUUUUGCACACCUCACACUAUAUUAAUAUUGUAUAUUAAUCCAAAACAGUACUGUUAUGUAAAUAAAAAUAAUUAUACGCUUGAAUUGUCUCUAUAGUAUUAAAAUCACAUAAUAAUGUUUUAAA